Drosophila mauritiana is the source of this 8651-nucleotide messenger RNA. Its product is annotated as mucin-17. Gene Ontology annotation, molecular function: protein binding. Gene Ontology annotation, cellular component: transcription factor TFIIIC complex. The record is from RefSeq and is a predicted model, not a curated record. Bases 257 to 8398 code for a protein of 2713 amino acids. The transcript has 10 exons. NCBI's taxonomy places the organism in Eukaryota, Metazoa, Arthropoda, Insecta, Diptera, Drosophilidae. Gene Ontology annotation, biological process: transcription by RNA polymerase III.
UCGAGCUGCACAUGCUUGAUCUUUUUAAGAAUUUAAAAAGUGAAAAAUGUCUAGACACUGAUCUAAACUAAAGUAAACUAGUGUUGGUGACAAGUACUAGGCCUCGAAAAGCGAGUUUUAUUUAAGUGUCACUGCGUGGAUUACGUCGGAUUUGAGAAAAAUCGAAGCAACGAGUGUUUAAGAAUUUCAAUUUCUGUCGUCAUUUUCAUGGAAUAGCAGUGCCAGUGUCUUAUGCGAUUUUUAAAGUAACCACGAAAUGGACAACUCCAGCAAACAGGUCAUCAUGGGUCCACCGGCGCCAAUGACCACAACUUCCAAUCAAUCGAAGCCCGGUAAUCCCACCAGCGCCCCUCCUCCACACGCCACCAAAAGUGCUGCAGCUCCGCCCAAGCGGAUAAUUAAGAAGAUUCAGCUGGAUUUCAACAAGCUCAAGGAGGCUGGACUCGACAGGCAGCUGGCCGAGGUGCUCAGGAAGCAGAAGCUGGAUGCCAAGAGGGUGGACGCACCGUCGUCCACCAGUCUUUCCACCUCUGCCGCAGCGCAGUCGACGCCAGCUGCGCCAGAGAGCAAAUUACAGUCACCACAACAACAAUUGCGUCAGCCUGCACCUCAGCCUUUAGUAAAGCGUUUUAUGAUCUCGGAACACAUCGAGAAGAUAGUACCCAUCCAGACGACCCCAAAUCCAACGGAUGGUGACCGUUCCAAGCAAGUGAAGGCGCUAUUAAAGAACAGAAUACUAAACAAGAGCUUGGUCACGAAUACGCAGCCUCAGCAGAAGCCCACAACUUCCAAAGCAGCACCCAAGAUGACACCACCUGUUGGCCACGAUACAGCUGCUCGCAGUGGCGGGAUUUUCCCAGCUUCGGCAGCCUCUUCCGUGUCCAUUGCCAAGGCGGACUUGACUGUCCGGCAAAAGCAGCCGCCACUUUUGCUCAAUUUGGUAAAUCAGCUGCCCAAACAUCGAGCCAUGUGCGUAUCGAGUAACAGUCCGUUAGUGAACCCGCAUGGGCAUCAAGUUUCGCCAAGUCCACAGAGGAUUCCAGUACAGCAAACUCCGAAUGCUUUUAGCCAACCUCAUCCACCUUCAGAGGUUCCCAUAGCUCGAGCAGCUCCUGCGGUUCCCGCACAACUUCAUAGAAGCCCAACACCGCCGCUAAUUGUGCUGGAGCAUAAGGUGUUGGCACCCAACGAGAAGAUCGAUUUGAGUGGGCUUCGGCUGCCCAAUGCUACGGUGGAAGCUACUAGUUCUCCGGAUAGCGCUGCAACACCAAAUAUCCAGUCUAAAGUGAUCAAGGGCAAGGUUAUUAUGAGCGCCAAUAAGUUUAAGGUUUCACGGGAAAAACUGGCCGAGAUGGCCAAAGAGAUUCGUAAUCAGGCGGAUCAGGUGAAACAACCUCAAGCUAUGAAAACACUUAAUUCAAAGGAUGUUAUUUCCACAAUUGAUACUCCUUUCACUGUUAACACAAUACUUCAACCAAAACGAACGUCGCCCUUUUCAUCACCAACUCUGAAAGGAAAUAUCGCUCCCUUAUAUAAUCCAAAGCCAAAUAAAACAACAGACUUUUCAGCUGGCUCAAGUAUUCGUUUGAAUCCAUUACCUGUAGAAUCAACAAAACAAACUAUUGAAUCUAAUGAGUCUACUGAGGACACGGCAAUAGACUUUCCUACAUCAGUGCCUACAACACCUGGAAAUCGUUAUUCCUCUGAACCAAAUCAGAAUACUUCUAAUUCCAAGGAGCCUGAAUUCGUUUCCAAUUCAGAAACGGAAGGAGUCAAGGCAGUUGCAAACCCCCUUGAUUUUCCUGUAUAUAUUCCCUCAACUCCUGAGCCGACUACAGAGUCAAGCCCUCUCAAGUCCUUUAAUGAACCGAUCAAUUAUCCAGAGGUUAAUGCUCUUGGAUCAAGUACUCCUGUAUAUAUUCCUUUAACUUCGGAAACAGGUCAUUUAACAGCUAACCUCACAGAAUCGGACCUUGUUCAUUUGCCUGAACCAGAAAACAAAACUAAAGAUAUGCACGACUUGGUUCCCUCUGUUCCUUCAACAUCCAAAUUGAAUAGGGAGCCAAACACAGAAAUAGAUGAUAUGCAUUUUCAAGCGGAUACAUCAGCAGUGAGUAAAGAACAAUCGAGUUCGUCUGCGGCCACAUCACCGGAGCUUAAAAUCCAAUCCGCUGUAGAUUUCAUAGCUCAACUGACCGCUGAAAAUCCGUUGGAUGAAAGCAGCUUUAUGGAUCUUUCACCGGAAGAGCAAAGAUUGAAUGCUCUAUUUGGAUUUGGAGGAUGCUCGUUUGAUAGCGCGUCGGUUCCGCAACCCGAGGAGGAGGAGCUCCCCAUCGGAAAGAUUGUUAAAAUGGACGAUAUGAACAUAUUGCAUGCUACCUUGGAUAUAAGCAGCGACAGUACAAAUGUACUGAGGAUUAGCCCGAACGCAGUUAAAAUGCAAAGCAGUGUAACAUCAUUGAAUACACCAUUGGUGGACUUAGAAGUGGGAGACUCAGCGCUGGAGGACUCUAAUAUACACAUUAACGAUUCAAACCCAGUAGAUACCACUGCAAGCGAAUUGCAGAAUGUGAACUCAUCGGUAGCCGAGACCCCAAUUCAAGAAGCCAAAGAUGAAACAACUGUUAUCACAAAUUUACCAGAAAAAUCUGACGAAAAAUCACAAGUGCCUUUGGAAGAGGUCAAGACAGCGUCAGAUCCAGAGCCCUUAAAGGAGGUCAAUCCGCCUGUGAAAAGGGCACCUAUCAGAUCCAAAAGAGCUAAAAUUAAUUUAGUGCAACGCACCAAAAGACCAAGCAUGCCAAAGCCAAUUGAAGUGAAGAAAGCCAAGUUAGAUUUUGAAGAGGAGGACGAGCAGGCGAUGGAUAUCGAUCACAGCCUGAUGGAGGAUCGAUAUGGAGUCGCUGGAAUCGAGGUAAAUGACAAUUCAGCUAGCAUAAGCUCAGACCAAAUAAAUCAUAAUUUAUCUAGUGUUAAAAACAAUCCAAAGGUGCCAGCAGAUGAGAAGCAAUGUGAAGAAGAAAUCAGCCCAGUUCAAGAUGAAGAUUCAGCGAAAAGCCAAGCCCAUGAGAACAAAGAUGAUGAGAGUGAAAUAAGUUACCAGAAAGAAGAUAAAAUUCAGUCGAAAUCAUCCUCAGAACGAGAUCUAACCCAGUUGUACCACCCACCCAAAAUGCCUAAGAACAAAUCUACACACAAGACCAGUAGUCAGGACACCUUUGAGGAUCCACAGCCCGCAUCGUCGAGCAGUAAUGUCUCCCUAAUUGAUGUCCUCUCACAGAAUCCACCUGCCCCACAGGGCGAGCCCCAGUUACCAUUUCGUAAGGACUUGAAGGAGUUAAAUACCAGUGCAGAUAGCUCAGUUGAUGCCAAAGGAAUACAGAAUUUAAUUGGCCACCUGACGGCCGAAAAGGUCGUGCCACAAACCAAGAAGCUAUCGCCAACUUCUAAAUCAGAAGAAGGAUCUAAAGCGCUGCCCCGCAAGAAGCUUGUUAAGACACGUCCCGUUCUCAGCAAGAGAUCCACAAAAGUUGGACAGAAAAAUCCGACGGAAAAGCCCGCGCAUUUUGAGUUUCUUCAUCCAGUUAGCGCGAAUGCGGGAAAUCGGGUUCCAACUUCCAGCACAAGUGAUGAUGAUGGCUCCAUAUUUCUGGGCUUCGAUGACAACGAAGGGAAACGCUCUAAGACUCCAGUGCGAAGCCAGCGAGUGAAACAAAUGAAGAUCAAUGAAACGGACAUCAGCGAUGACGCUACACCAGAUUACGAUGAGACCGAGGAGGAGCAGCCGUCUAUAGUGAUACAGCAACCAGUGAAGAGCUCUGCGGCAGAUUCUAAGUUUACUUUUGACCGUCACAAGGUUGUGGAAGCAUUUUCUGAUGAUUCCGAUAGCAGCGAUGCAGGUCCUUCUAGUCCAAUGGACUUUGGAGAUAACAUGUCGAUAGAUGAUGGCAGAACGAGUGAAGAAUGUUCAAAGGAGGAUGGAACUGCAUGGGCAAAGCUCGUUAAUGAAAAUGCGAAGCCUUCUGCCGAUGAAGUACUUUCCCCUUCGAAAUCCGCUAUUGAAGCAACUGUAGACUGUUCGAGAAUUGAUGAUCCACCCAAAACAGAUGGGAAUGCAAAUCCGUGUCAUCAUAGGGUAACAUCACCUUUCUGUGCUUCCAGCGAAAGUGAGUGUGUUACAGAUGAAAAACAGCCUGAACCUGUGAUAAAGGAAAAUGAAUCCAUAACUUUGGACAGAAAAUCCCAAAAGAACAGGAGAAAGCCAACCAAAUCAAUUUCAAUGGCCACAGAUGAACCUGUUGAAGAUAGUUCAACUGCUAGUCCUUUAAAAACACCAGGCUCCUCAGAAAAUGCUGACAUGCAACUCUUGGAAGAGGGUAAUGCAUCUGAUAAGCAAAAUGCACAUUUAAAAUCACCCGAAGCUUUGACAAAUCAGAAAAAUGCAAAAUUAAAGAAAAAUCUUGAAGAAGUAUAUCCUGAAAAACCAUUGUCAUCUUUAAGAUCUAGAGGAAAAAGAAAGUCUGGGAGUCAUAACAAAAAAUUGGAUGACCCUGAAGAACCUCCUGAAAACAUAAGUUGCACGAAGAAAGAAGAAGAAGCUACAGAGAAAGAUUUGGAAGAUGGUGAACGAUUGAAGACAGUUGAUACUACAGAAGACACAGAUUCAACACGAAAUCCGAUCGAUAAUAUCACCGCGGAAAAGGCUGCUACUAAAGCAAAACGAAAAUCUCGUUGUAUAGUUUCUAAAGAUUCUAAGAAAGAAAUGGAAGAUAUUGAAGCACCAGAGGACGGUGUAAAAUCUUCAAAGGACGAUUUACCUCCAACGUUAGGGGAUGCUGUAAAUUCAUCAAAGAAGCCAGAGGACCAGAAGCCCGUUGACGUUCCGGAGGUAUCCGUAAAAUCAAAAGAAACUCGGAAAUCACUUCGUGCUUCACUCAAUAAUAAAGUGCCUGGUAUUCAGCCUGAACCAGUAAUAAACCCUAUAUCAUCAUCAGAAAACUCGACACCAAGGAUGGAAGAGGAUAUGACAGAUGAUGCCAAAAAUAAUCGGCAUACUCGAAAUAAAUCUCCACAAAUAAAAGGUUCACCAACUAUUAAACAUUCUGAAAGUAUAGAAAGUCAAGUAAUUAAAGGUUCAGAUGCAUCAAGUAAAGCUGAAAGUUCGAUUAGACCAACUAGACAAAGGCAAUCUCGUUAUAGUACAGCUAAAUCUGAACCCAAAGCUCCCGCAGAUUCUAAAUCGAAAAAAGUGUCCGAACCUAGCAUAUCGACUGUUACUCAAGAUUUAGGUGAGGCGAAACCUGAUUCCUCAGAGAAAACAAGUGGAGACGUACAACUGAAUUCCUGUAAAGAACAAGAAGUGUGUAAGGAUUCCAAUCAAGCAAAAGAUUCGCCUAAAAGUAGGAAAAAACGACAAUCCCAAAGUCAGCCCAAACCUGACUUAAAUCCUGAUAAAUUACCGGCACAGAAUAGAGAUGAAAGUGUUCAAGCCCCAAAAGAACAGCUUUACCCGACUACAUCUAAAAAUUCAAGAGGAAAACGACAAUCGCGAUUAGGAGCACCUACAAAUACUCCAGCAACAAUGCUUGCCACAGCGUCAGAAGAUCCUGAGCCAGUUGAAGGAGAUUCUGUGGUGGUCCACAUCAAACAAAAGACGUCAACUCGAAGAGGAUCAGUCCCACGAGACACACCGAUAUCAUCAGUUAACGCUUCCGAUGAAAGUGUGGUUCUAGAAUCGGUUCCUAAGAAAGGCAGGAGGAGUAACAUCAGUAGCGUACCAGCUGACACCACAACACCAAAAUCAAGUAAAUCUGGGCCUUUGAAUGCUAGUGAAAUGAUCCCUCUCAUAUGUGAAGAACCAAAGGUACCCUCAAGAAGGGGAAGAAAGCGCGCUGCUCCUUCUGAUUUAGAACCUGGAUCAGCCAAAAAGUUGAAGACUGAGGAAAGUUCGGAAACCGAAAGAGUAGUUGACUUUAAUCUUCGUCUUCUGCUCAUAAGAAAGCGGGAUCAGUUGGACAACUUAACUGAAGUCUUAACUGAUGAUGGAAAAGGACAGGGUCCUCUGCAUUGUGGAUUGUGUCUGGCGCGGAGUGAUAAGAACAAUUGGCAACGCCAUAUAGGAGAGCAUUAUGGAGUUGGUUGGCUGAUGGGAGAAACACCCAAGAAUAUCACGCGUUCUGGCAUAAUGACAAUGAUGAAGAACUAUCUUCAGAAAAACGGAGGAAAACUAACUUGUCGCCUUUGUAAUCAGCAAUUGGGAUCGUACUUGGGAAUGAUGCUCCAUUUGGAGGGAUGUGGCAACAAGCAACGCUUCCAGUGCGAAUUUUGCCAGCGCUCCUAUACCAAACUCUCACUUCCGGUCCAUAUACGGACUUGCCCAAAGCGCAUAGCGCCCCAGGUCACUGCAGAUCCGGAAGAUGCGGAUGAAGAUGUUAAAGAAACCGUUUUUAGUAAUGCUGGUCGGGCCAAGAGGAAGUCUACUAUUAAAGCUGAAACCAAAUUAAAGAAAAUUGGAGAAGCCCUUACAACACAAAAGUCAGGAGAGGGAGCUUCCGCAAAGAACGACUUCGAUGGCGAUUCAUCCGACUAUGAUUUGACCAAGGACAAGGAGUCUUCUGAGGAGUAUGAUUCGGAAGGAGUGGAUUCCAAUGAGGACUCCAUAAGCAGCGAAGGUGAGGGCAGCCUUGGUGAUAAUUUCUCCACAUCUAAGCACUCGAAGGGAAACCGACGAGGAGACAUUGACAGGAAACGAAUUUGUAACCGACCAGUAAAUGUGGGAGAGUGUCAGCAGAAGCCUUUACUUUCACGUUAUCACCACUUGGAGGCUAGGGCCACCCAUAAAUGGAAUGAAUUCGUGCAACGCAAUUAUGAAGCUGGUAUUUUAUUCCCCCAACUGGUGCCCAGCUAUUCAAAGAUCCCUGAAAAGAACGCUGAUGGCUUGCUACCUCCCAAGAAUACACCAUCUAUGCGCUAUUCUUAUGGUAAAGUUAAAAACGAAGACGAUUGGAAACAAUUGGCACCUUUUGAGGGCUUUAACAAAGAAGGUGAAUAUGUAGGCUAUCUGGGCAGCUCAAUUAAGAAACUUGAAUGGGUCCCUCUACCACCGAAAGCUGCGAGUCAAUACCUGCUAUGUUCCGUGCGGUCAAAGAUGAAAACCUUUGCAAGACAUAACAAAUUAAAGGAUGAAGAUGGUCUAUUGAUGUUACUGAAGUGUACUGCCAAGAAUGCGGGCAAAUCUUGGACCCUGCGACCAGAACUUCAUUACGCAGUUCAUGUACCCAAUGGACCGAUUCAUAGCUUUUCAUUUUUGCCCAGUGGUGGCUAUGAUAAGUCAUCCAAUCGAUUAGGCGUAUUGGCUGUGGCGAAUUCGUUGAGUAGUGUUCACAUUUAUGCACUGCCAUUGGAGCUGGCGAAUGAUGAAAAUGAUGAAAAUGCCGACGAAAAGGUGGUCAUUCAACUAGAUUCAUUGAUAACGCUUACAUUGGAUAUUAACAAUCCUGUACAGAAUCAGUGCACUAAAAUUUGUUGGUCGCUGUCUUCGGGACACAGUUUUCUAGCUACAGGCUACAGCAGCGGUCACUUUGCCUUGUGGGACAUUGGCGAAAAGGACAAUUUGAAUUGCUUUACCAGAAAUAAUCAGACUCAUUUUGUGCCUGUUAAUUUUCUUUACAUAGGAGAGCGGAAUGUUCAAUAUAUGGAUCUUCAUUAUGACAAUAAUGGUCCACGCUGGCUUGCAGUUGGCACUUCCAUACGUCAGUUUAAAAUUUAUGAUAUUGCGAAUUGGUCGAACCCAUAUAUACUAACACAAGACACCAUUUCCAGUCUUUAUAUGGCUAAUUUAACCUGGUCACCUAUUUGUGAGGCCCUAGUGGUCAGUAGUUCACACUUUUUUCGUACCAUAGCAGUUAGUCCCUCGGGUAUACAAUUCGAGCACAGGACCCUUGAUGGAACUCUUACAACGACACGGGAAAUGCACACGAAUUGCCAGCAAAAUCACAUGGUGUUCGUAACCGACAAUGGCGACUUGGUCUUCCUGGAUGUAAGAAAUCUUAACUGUGGCCCUGCGCUGCUGAAGUCAACGGUCAACUCACGUGCGGUAUCCACCACCGAGUUGCACCACUUAGGCUCAUCUGCUCCCAAUGCAACGGAUCCCAUCGGUCCCGAUAAGUUCCUACGGGACUAUGGGUUGCAAAUUAAUCCGCUGGUCCCUGAGCCGCACAAACGCAAGUCCACAUAUCUGAGCGCAAAACGUAGACCGCAAAACAUACACUCCCUGGCAUUGACCAGAUUCAAUUGCGUUCGUUGCAAUUGGAAUUCACCCACCCACACUUGGGUGGCCAUGGGUGCAGAACAUGGCAUGUUGCGAAUCCUCAACUUCGAUCGAGAUAAAUUCUUCUAAAGGAUUUUUUGGAAACACAUUGGUAACUGAAAAUCUUCUGAACAAGCACCAUCUGAGAUUAUAACUUAUUGUUUUACCAUAUAAGCUAAUUAGUUUUAACACUCAUCUAGGGACAAUUAAAAUAAUAUGCAGAAAUUGAUUAACUGUAAUUUAUUUAUAGCUGUUGUAAAAAUAUAUAUAUUAUAUAUUUUAUAUGGGGUUACUGUAGUUUAUAGCAAAUAUAUUUACCUGCUUUGCAAGCAAAGAUUGCAAC